AGCAUUUCUUUAAUGGAGUUUCUCCUGGACAUCACCUGCAGUAACAGAGUAUGUCCCAGAAAGGAAGCUGUUUCUACGCUGACCUAUGAUACGCUCAGGUUUGAGUAUGAAGACUUUCCUGAGACCAAGGAGCCGGUCUGGAUCCUGGGGAGAACGUACAGCGCGGUCACAGAGAAGGAGGCGAUCCUGCUGGAUGUGACCUCUCGGCUCUGGUUCACGUACCGAAGGAACUUCCCUGCCAUUGGAGGAACAGGUCCCACGUCCGAUACCGGCUGGGGCUGCAUGUUAAGAUGUGGUCAGAUGAUCUUCGCUCAGGCACUGGUCUGCCGGCACUUAGGCAGAGAUUGGAGGUGGGUGAAAGGGGAGAUGCAGACAGACGAGUACUUCAGUGUCCUUAAUGCCUUCAGUGACAAGAAAGACAGCUACUACUCCAUCCACCAGAUAGCCCAGAUGGGAGUCGGCGAGGGCAAGUCGAUUGGCCAGUGGUACGGACCAAACACAGUCGCACAAGUGCUCAAAAAACUUGCUGCGUUUGACACCUGGAGCGCCUUGGCAGUGCACAUAGCCAUGGACAACACGGUAGUGAUGGAAGAAAUCAGAAGGCUAUGCAAGGCCAGUGUCUCCUGGGCUGGGGCGGCAGCCUUCCCUGGGGCAGGGCCAGACCUGGUCUACAAUGGGUACCCGGAUGGAGCGGAGGUUACGGACAGGUCGCUAUGGAAACCAUUGGUGCUGCUGAUCCCUCUUCGCCUCGGGCUCACAGACAUCAACGAGGCUUACAUUGAAACGUUAAAGCACUGCUUCAUGAUGCCGCAGUCCCUGGGCGUGAUUGGCGGGAAGCCCAACAGUGCUCAUUACUUCAUUGGCUACGUGGGCGAGGAGCUAGUUUACCUGGACCCGCACACCACGCAGCCUGCCGUGGACGCCAGUGACAGCGGCUGCAUCCCCGACGAGAGCUUCCACUGCCAGCACCCGCCCUGCCGCAUGAGCAUCGCCGAGCUCGACCCGUCCAUCGCAGUGGGCUUUUUCUGCAACACGGAGGAGGACUUUAAUGACUGGUGCCAGCAAGUCCGAAAGCUGUCCCUGCUGAGAGGAGCCCUGCCCAUGUUUGAACUGGUAGAACAUCAGCCCUCGCACUUCUCCAGCCCCGACGUUCUGAAUCUCACGCCAGACUCUUCUGAUGCAGACAGACUGGAAAGAUUCUUUGACUCAGAGGAUGAAGACUUUGAAAUCUUGUCUCUUUGAAAAUAGAUAGAAACUGACUCUGCACAGCUGUGGUGUGUGGGGGACGUGGGCGGGGGGAGGAAGUUCCUUCGAGCGCCUCGGCCCCUACUGGUUUUCAUAGGUGCUUGCUGACAUCCCUGCCUCCCAUCCAUCCCAGCAAUCUGUGCACUGUCUGCAUUGGGAUCAAGAAACAAGUCACGGUUAAGGCUUCAGUGGCCAGUCAGGAUUUCUCAGUGCCACGCCUGGGCAGAAAGUGGAUGCAGUGGUGCCCAGAAUGUCAAAGGUUGGUUUGUUACAGCAGCAGCUGUGCUGGUCUGACCGGAGUAACAGCAGAACCCCCCAGAGAGCUAGACCCUUAGGACUACACCCAGCGCUAUUUAAUCGGAGCCACCCUUCUGCCGGGGACGGGGGCAAAGCCUCUAGUUCCUCCCACAGCUUUCCUCCUCCUGGCUGACCUGGGCCAUGUAAAUGAAUCCCAGACGUGCCCCACACGAGUGCCCAGCCCAGAACUACGUGAGCUACUUGCCUGGAUGGUCGUGUUUUCCAUAGUACUAGGCCCCAUGCUGCUGCUCAUGCUUUACAGAAGUUGCAGUGCUCUCACACACACACAGUGCUGCCUGUUUUCUCCCCGCUCCCGGAAGCUGCAGGCUCUGAUGAAGGGCAGCCUUCUCGCAGGUGUAUCUGAUGUGUGGCCAGGAAUGACGCAGGCACUUCCUCUACACGGAAAGCCUCAUGGUGAUCGCCACGGUCUGGAACUGACAGCCAAAAGGGAGGAGAAUCCCUGUGCGAGUAAAAGGAGGAAGGAAGGAAAAGGACGUCUGGGAAGGGCCCUAGUCUCACUGGAAGGGUCAUCAAGGCUCUGCAAAAAGAUGGGUUGAUGAACACAGCAGGGAGAUGUCUUCACUAGAGCAGCCUUGAGAGGCUGAGAUGUUCAAAGCGUGAGCCUGAUCUCACUUUCAGUAGAAGUGGUGGGGGG
This is a messenger RNA of Pelodiscus sinensis (Chinese soft-shelled turtle), 2197 nucleotides long. The record is from RefSeq and is a predicted model, not a curated record. NCBI's taxonomy places the organism in Eukaryota, Metazoa, Chordata, Testudines, Trionychidae.